Molecule: messenger RNA, 6827 nt
Organism: Platichthys flesus (European flounder)
Lineage: Eukaryota; Metazoa; Chordata; Actinopteri; Pleuronectiformes; Pleuronectidae
Gene: scube3
Product: signal peptide, CUB domain, EGF-like 3
Exons: 23
Coding region: 254-3298 (1014 amino acids)
Biological process (GO): signal transduction
Cellular component (GO): cell surface
Molecular function (GO): calcium ion binding
Source: RefSeq, a predicted model, not a curated record
UCCUCCUCCUCCGCGCCGCGCUGCCGGACCCCGACCACUUGAAACUCCAAUAAGCAGGCGCACGGAGGGAAGGAGGAUCGCACAGGAUCCUGUCAGCGGGAGCUCAGAGGGAAUAACAAGAGACCUUUAUACCACUCUCUCUCUCUCUCGUACUCUCUCUCUCUCUCUCACUCUCUCUCUCGCACGCUCGCUCCUUGCGCAUCGCAGAACCUUUCAGAAAGUGCUCGUGCUCUAACUCCGGGCAAAAGUUACCAUGUACGUGCACGCUUUGAUACGCGCGAGCCUUGGAUUUGUGGCUCUCUGCCUGGUCGCCUUUGUCCAACAGUCCGCUUCAGGAAGUAAAAGCACUCAAGAUGUGGACGAGUGUGCAGAGGCGCUUGACAACUGCAGCAUCGAUGCCAUCUGCCAGAACACCCUGAAGUCAUACAAAUGUAUCUGCAAGUCGGGCUAUAAAGGGGACGGCAAACAUUGUGAAGAUGUGGACGAGUGUGCGACCGAAUACAACGGCGGCUGUGUGCACGAGUGCAUCAACAUCCCUGGGAAUUACAGGUGCACAUGCUAUGAUGGCUUUCGCUUGGCACAUGACGGGCACAAUUGUCUCGACGUGGAUGAGUGCUCGGAAGGCAACGGCGGAUGCCAGCAGAUUUGUGUCAACAUGAUGGGCAGCUACGAGUGCCGCUGCAGAGAAGGAUUCCUCCUCAGCGACAACCAGCACACCUGCAUCCAGAGGCCUAAAGCGCAACCAGAAGGCAAUAAGGACGGACCCACCUGUAUGGACAAGAACCACGGCUGUGCACACAUCUGCAGGGAAACACAGAAGGGGGGCAUCUCCUGCGAGUGCCGACCUGGGUUCCAGCUCACCCGUAACAUGAAGGACUGCAAAUUGACGUGUAACUACGGGAAUGGGGGCUGCCAGCACAUCUGCGAGGAGACGGACCACGGCCCCAAGUGCUCGUGCCACAUGAAGUUCGUCCUGCACAGCGAUGGAAAGACUUGUGUAGGAGAGAGGAGUGUCCAGUCCCCGGCAGCCACACAUCUGUUCCCCAAUGAGACCUGUGCAGUGAACAAUGGCGGCUGUGAUAGCACGUGUCAUGAUUCGGUGACGGGGGUCCGCUGCAGCUGUCCCGUCGGCUUCACCCUGCAGCCGGACCGCAAGACCUGCAAAGACAUUGACGAGUGCCGCCUGAACAACGGCGGCUGCGAUCACGUGUGUCGAAACACCGUCGGCAGCUUCGAGUGCAGCUGCAAGAAAGGCUACAAGCUUCUGACCAAUGAGAGAACCUGUCAAGACAUCGACGAAUGCUCCUUCGACCGCGCCUGCGACCACUUCUGUGUGAACUCUGCCGGCAGCUUCCAGUGCCUGUGUCACAAAGGCUACGUCCUGUACGGCCUGGCACACUGUGGAGAUAUCGACGAAUGCAGCAUAAAUCGUGGGGGGUGUAAAUAUGGCUGCAUCAACUCUCAGGGGAGCUACGAGUGUACCUGCCCACCAGGGUACAAGCUGCACUGGAACCGGAAGGACUGCGUCGAAGUCCUGAAGUGUUUUGCUGGACUGGUGGCACCCAAAGCAACACUGACCUGUAGCAAGACGGGCAAGAAAGAGAGCUGCUCCCUCACCUGUGCCUCUAAAGCUCACUAUCUGGCAGAGUCUGACAACAGCUACUCAGUCAGUUGUGGUAUCCCCAUCUUCAGAGGAAAGUCUCCCUCCAGGUUCAACUCCAGCAGUCAUAGCUGCAUAGAGACUCUGGCUCCUCCAGUGAAGCAGACGGCUUCCUUCAAGAUUAAAAAUGCCAAAUGUCACCUGCACCCCAAACUGACCGGCAGGACGGAGGACAGGGGACGGACGCUAGGACCAGGAGGGGGGCAGCCCUGCAGCAACUGCCUCGUAACGUUUGUCAACCUCAAGUGUGACUCCUCAAAGAAGGCGAAGGGACGACGUGCUCGUAACCCGUCCAACAAAGAGGUCACUCGCAUCACUCUGGAGCUGGAGGCCGAGGUCAAACCCGGAGACACCACAGGCAGUUGUAAUCUCAGCUGCCUGAGACAGCGCAUGGAGAAGCAGGUGAAGACCUACAUCAAGGCUCUGAAGAAGUCCAUCAACCAGGAGCGCUUCCUGAUCCGAGUCGCGGGCUUGGAAUACGAGGUCGCCCAAAAACUUCCCCAGGCCGCUCCCAGUCAAGAGAACUGUAACCCGGGCUCGGAGCGGGAGAGCGGCCGAUGUGUCAGAUGUUUGUCGGGGUCGUAUUACCACGGCGAGCAAGAGCGCUGCGUCCAGUGUCCACCGGGCACUUUCCAGGAGAGGGAGGGGCAGCUGGCCUGUGACCUCUGCCCCGGCAGCGACGGCCACGGGCCUGUGGGGGCACGGAACAUCUCCUCCUGUGCAGGCCAGUGUCCGACCGGCUCCUUCUCCAGCGACGGCUUCAAACCAUGUCAGCCGUGCCCUCACGGAACCUACCAGCCCGAUUUGGGACGGACCCUGUGCUUCCCCUGUGGCGGAGGACUGGGCACCAAGCGGGAAGGUGCCAGCUCCUUCCACGACUGUGAGGUCAAAGUUCAGUGUUCUCCCGGUCAUUACUACAACACCACAGUGCACCGGUGCAUCCGCUGCCCCGUGGGGACCUAUCAGACAGAGUUCAGACAGAACUACUGUAUCUCCUGCCCAGGAAACACCACCACGGACUUUGAUGGGGCCACGAGCGUAUCGCAGUGCAAGAACAGGCAAUGCGGUGGAGAGAUGGGCGAGUUCAUGGGUUACAUUGAGUCACCGAACUACCCCGGCAAUUACCCCGCCAACGUGGAAUGCAUCUGGAACAUCAACCCGCCCAGCAAACGCAAGAUCCUCAUCGUGGUGCCGGAGAUUUUCCUGCCCUCCGAGGACGAGUGUGGAGAUGUGUUGGUGAUGAGGAAGAACUGGUCAGCCACAUCCAUCACCACCUACGAGACGUGUCAGACGUACGAGCGGCCAAUCGCCUUCACAGCUCGCUCCAGACGUCUGUGGAUUAACUUCAAGUCCAACGAGGCCAACAGCGCCCGGGGCUUCCAGAUCCCCUACGUCACCUAUGAUGAGGACUAUGAACAGCUGGUAGAGGACAUAGUGAGGGACGGACGACUCUACUCUUCAGAAAACCACCAAGAAAUCCUCAAGGAUAAGAAACUGAUUAAGACUCUGUUCGACGUGCUGGCUCACCCAAACAACUACUUCAAGUACACCACUCGGGAGUCCAACGAGAUGCUCCCCCGCUCCUUCAUACGUCUCAUCAGCAGCAAAGUCUCAGCCUUCCUGCGACCAUACAAGUAAAAAAGGUCGCGCGGCCGACGCAUUGGAUCGUGACCUCCCCCGACCCCCCCCCCCACCCGCCUACCCCCCUCCCGCCGCCUUACAGGCCACAUCCCGCAACUCUCACAGGGCUUAAAAGAAAGUAAAAAAGAAAAGAAAACGAAACACAAAACCUGCCACCUUGUUUACCCUCUCGUAUUUUCCAUAGGCUUUGACAAUAAACACUAUGCAGACCUGAAGAGAACAUUAUUUGUGUUUUAGGUUUUCUUCAUGUCGUUUCCGUUCAGCGCAGGUCUGCAGCCCCGAGCUCAAACCCUCAGUGGGGGUGUAGAGUGUGUGAGUGGGUUUUGUUUUUUUCUAUUGUGUUGUGAAACAAAACCACACACACACACAGAAAAUAACAAUAGAAACGUCGACUUCAGACAGGGAGCGAUGUUUGGUGUGUGUGCGGUUUGAGCUUGAUAGAGCUUGUUGCUGUCGUAUUUGCUUAAAUGAGGGGUCUGAGUUCCGGCUCCAACUCCUACCAUUAAGUAUGACUCUGUGUGCGUGUUGUGUGCGUGUUGUGUAACCCCCCGGUUCCAUCUUCAGUGUCUGUGUUGACACUCGCCCGGCGAGGAGGAGCCGUCGCUGAAUCUCGUGUCGCAGCUUCGCUCCAGGUCAUUUAAAGCCUUACUUAUAUUUGAGCUCUUAGAGCGACUUCCACGAGUUUUACUGUUAAAACAGUUUGUUUGUGUUUUGUUCCGUUGUGUUGCUCUUUUACAAGCCAACUUAAAAAGCAAAUAGAUCAAAUGUUUUUAUUCCAGGGACACCCGCGGACAAUUGAGGGGACGAAUAACAAACUAAUAAUAAUAGUGAGAGCCACAGAAAUGAGAUAAUGGGAUGUAAGGUGGAACAUGUCUCAGAGAGCGAGAGAGAGAGAGAGAGAGAGAGAGAGAGAGAGAGAAAUGUCUUUGAGGGACAUUACGUUUGCUGCUUCUUUUAAAAGGUCACUUUAAUUCUUCAAUCUCAUAUUGUCUUUCCGAUGUACUCCACACACUUCUAGUCCGCGGGUUUUAAAACCGGCGGAAUCUGAAAAACUCUUUAAUUCUCACACACAGUUGAUAAAUUGAUAAUCUCACAUUGCCUGUCAGUGGAUUUCUAGUUUUACAGUGUUUUAUUAUUAUUUUAAUUUUUUUUCAACAAUCUUGUAAAUAAUGAAAAUAAAUUUCGACGAGGGUUGAAUUCUUUGAUCCUAAUUUGUUUACGCAGGACUCCCCCCCCCCUUCCCCCCCUUAAAAGAAAACACUUUCGACCCUUUAAUGUUGUGCCCGUCUUUAGAUCCAAAGACACCUAGUACUUACUCCCCCCCCCCCCCCCCCGUCCCCCUCCCCUUCCAUACACAACCCGCUCACGUUGUAUUCUGUCCCAAUGAAGACAGCUCUUCCAAAGACUGCCCCAGAAAAGACGGGAAGGUCAAGUUGUUUGUGCACUAGAUUUAGAAGCCGUCAGAAGAAGAAGACAAACACCUUUAACUUUGGUCACGCCCUGUUGUGACCCACACAGUGGUUGUGCAAAGGUGUGAAGUGAAGUGGGCGUCGGUCUUGUCGAGACUCGUAUGAAAAAUGCGUCACUAUUGGCAGAAGAGGUCUCGGAUUCAUCGUGUCUCUCUUAUACGUAUAAGUAUUACGGUAACCUAAAGGGAAGAACAUUGCUUUUGAGAGUUGAGUUGUAAGUUUUAUGAAAAUAAAGUCGCGAUAUAUUAGGUCGUAAAAUGAUGACAAUAAACGGAUUUUAGUCCUGCUGCAAACGUUAAAAUGAGGAAUUUGGAUCUAGUUACUUAUCAGGAAUUUAAAAAAGAUUGUGAAAGAGUUUAUUUCAAAGAAAGAAGCAAACAGAUACAGACUUGGAGGAAAAUGCCUUUUUUUGUUGAGGAGGGAAAUGAUUGGUGGUCGAUUGUGUAUCUUUGGUUACACAUGUGUGAUAUUCAAAGUAGUUUCACAAUUUCUCCAGAAACCUGGAGAUUGGUUGAAGAUUUUGGAUCCAGGCAAGGUGGAACACAGGCUCUAAUAGCAGCUCAUUUCUUUUUUAUUUAUUCUCAUGAUAUUAGAUGAUUAGAUUAUAUUCAACUUUAUUGUCAGAGCACAGUACACGAGUACUUAUACAACGAAAUGCAGUUUAGCGUCUAACCAGAAGUGCAAAAAAAGGAGUUAAAGUGCAGAGUAUUGUGCGUAUAUUACGACUUUAUCUUCACAAUAUUGCAACUUAAUUCUCGAAACGACAAUUUUCCAUUGUACUCUUAACGGGGAAAAUACAAAAAAAACAAACUAAAUCCGUUAAAAAAAAUGUGAUUUUAAAGAACAUGAUAUUUGGUGUGUUUAAAAAUAUGUUGAUAUAUAUGUUGUGAAAUUAAAACAUCGACCAAAACAGGGUGAAAUAAUUUAUGUUUAGUCAAAUCUGACACUUUGCUUCAUGUUAGGAUCUGCAAAGUAGUCGAGGAGCAGAUUGGCAUUUUCAUGUGUGGCGGAUAGUUAGCUUAGCAUAAAGAGUGGAAAUGGAGGGAAACAGCUAGCCUUGUCCUGUCUGCCCACCACAUUUCUUAAACCCGAUUUUUAACACAUUCAGACUUUUUGAUGUGAAAUUCUGAGUGUGGAAACAACAGUGUGUGGUUUUUACUAAAGAGCUGAUCAAGAACAGUGGUGACGGGAAUCUCAGCAAGAAAGUGCAUGAGCAACUCCUUUUAAUAUCAGUGUCAUCAGUGCAGACGGCUACAUGGUUGGUCUGUGGGCAAGUGACAAUGAUAACCCCCCCCCCCCACCCCCACUUUAACCCACAUAUUCAACCCUCCAAAGGAAAAUUAAAAUCGAGUCGACGCUCACUUUCUGAUAACGAAUGAAUAGAUCAGGGAGGAUGUUUUUGUAAAUGUAAAUAAAAAGUAUGUGGGAUCAUGUACCUCCACGUACCCGAGCUCUAGGAGGACACAAAGGGAAUUUGACCACCUUGUCAGAUUUGAGGGCUACGCUGGGCCAAGCCAUGAAAAAACAAAAUCCCUCCAUACACAUCUCACUUAAAUACUUAUUUUACAUUUACUCCUCCGUGCAGACGUCAUCACGCAGCGUCCCAGUGCUGCUGCUCACUCAGCCCACAUGCCCUCAUUCCCCCAACCCCCCCCCUUCCCAGCCAAAAUCAUCAUCAUCAUCAUCAUCAUCAUCUUCUCCUGCAACCUGUAGUUUUUUUUUGUUUUUUUUUAAUUGUUGCCUUUUAACAAGAGUUUGCUAUGAUGUAUCAUAGAGUUGAUAAUGAUAUUUGCACUUGAAUUGUUAUUGCUCAUGUAAAAAAAAAUGUCUGGAUUUUGUAUUGUCUUUUUAAAUGAAUGGAAUUUGGUGUUCUUAUGUUCUCGUAGCUUGUUUGUCCAUGAAAUGCUCACUCACCGUUUAGUCUAUAGAGAUGAUACACAUACAGUAACAUUAUCCACUGUAAAGAAAAAGAAAUGUACAGAGGUGAAUGGAACAAGUUUGUACCUGUUGCUGCCCAGAAACACUUAUUGAAAUAAACAAACUGUACUUCAGCUUCA